Messenger RNA from Boleophthalmus pectinirostris (great blue-spotted mudskipper), 3877 nucleotides. RefSeq names its product rho guanine nucleotide exchange factor 2-like. Bases 162 to 2831 code for a protein of 889 amino acids. The transcript is spliced from 22 exons. Gene Ontology annotation, molecular function: microtubule binding; guanyl-nucleotide exchange factor activity. Gene Ontology annotation, cellular component: cytoskeleton; ruffle membrane. Gene Ontology annotation, biological process: positive regulation of neuron differentiation; regulation of Rho protein signal transduction; cell morphogenesis. NCBI's taxonomy places the organism in Eukaryota, Metazoa, Chordata, Actinopteri, Gobiiformes, Gobiidae. The record is from RefSeq and is a predicted model, not a curated record.
CCAGACCCCUCCCUCCCCCCGCGCGCACCGGGACCAGCGCCAGAGCCGGACCAAGACCAGGACCAAGACCCGGACUAAAGCAGGACUAAACCCGGACUAAAACACGACUGAGGCCCAGAGCGGGACUCGGGACAGCUCGGGACAGUUCGGAAGCGCUCGGGAUGUCUCGGCUCCUGGAGAAGAAAGCGGACAAGAUGAAGGAGAAUAACGCGAAGGAAACGAGGAAGGAAGCGGCGGGGGAGGGGCUAGGACCCGAGCGAGGAGACAAAUGGACGAGGAGACAAGGAGAGAGGAGACAGGGAAAAAGGAGAGAGGAGACACGGACAGAGGAGACAAGGAGAGAGGAGACAAGGAGAAGGAGAGAGGAGACACGGACAGAGGAGACAAGGAGAGAGGAGACAAGAACAGAGGAGACAAGGAGAGAGGAGACAAGGACAGAGGAGACAAGGAGAGAGGAGACAAGGAAAGAGGAGACAAGGAAGGAGACACAACAGUCGCCUAAAGUGAUCAGAUGUCGGGGGGCGUCGCCUCCUUUGUCUGAGGAACCAUGUUCUCAUUUGUGUUUUUUAGGAUGUAACGUGACAAUCCACAACCGCUGCAGAGACAGUCUGCCCUGCUGCACCAAGAUGAAGCAGAAGCAGACAAAGUUGACGUUGUCUAGGAACAGUUCAGCUCUUCAGACCGUCUCCAUGAGAACCAAAAGUCAGAUGUUGAAGGAGCGUCCGGCGUCUGCGAUUUACCCGUCUGACCUGAGGUUGUCCAAGCGCGUGCGCUCGGGUCUGUCUCUGUCCAAGAGCGUCUCCACCAACAACAUCGCCGGGGCCGGGGACGAGGCCGUGGGGCUGCGCAGGAUUCUUUCUCAGUCUUCAGAGUCUCUAAACUUCAGGAGCAGAACUUUGUCCAUGGAGAGUCUCACAGAUGAAGGGGAGCAGUGGUGGAGCCCUCUGCUGGAGGACCUUCAGAAGGACACUGCAGGGCUGCACUUGGACAGUUGGUCGUGCGUCGUUGAGCCAAGUUUCCUCCAAACGCAGCACAAGGACGUGAUCAAACAGCAGGACGUCAUCUACGAGCUGAUGCAGACAGAGCUUCAUCACGUUCGGACCCUCAGGAUCAUGGAGAUCUUCAGGAGGGGGUUCCUGGAGGAGGUGCAGCUGGAGCCUGGUCUGGUUCACUCCGUGUUUCCGGUUCUGGAUCAGCUUCUGGAGCUUCACGCUCCGUUUCUCCAGGAGCUUCUGCAGAAACGAGAGGAAGGUCUCCAGGAAGGAAGCACCAAGAACUACACUGUGAAGAGGCUGGGAGACCUGCUCGUCAAACAGUUUUCAGGCCCAAACGCAGAGGAGCUGAAGAAAGUCUACUCAGAAUUCUGCAGCCGUCACCCCAAAGCCGUGCAGCUGUACAAAGAGGUGUUAGCGCGCGACCGCCGCCUGCAGCAGUUUGUCCGGCGUGUGAGCCGCGGGCCGCUGCUGCGUCGUCACGGCGUCCAAGAGUGCAUCCUCCUGGUCACGCAGAGAAUCACCAAAUACCCCGUCCUCCUGCAGAGGAUCCUGGACUGCACUAAAGGAGACCCUGAGGAGUCUGUGGUCCUGUCCCGGGCGCUGAAGCUGUUGAAGGAGGUGCUGGGCUGUGUGGACAGGGAGGUGCUGGAGCUGGAGCGGACGCGGCGUCUCCAGGAGGUGCAGAGCCGUUUGGAUCCUCGCGCCGAGGCCCGGGUCCGAGGAGGCACGUUCCGAUCGGGAGAGCUGCACCGCCGCCGUCUCCUCCACGAGGGGGCGCUGCUCUGGAGGCUCCAGGGCUCCCGCAUGAAGGACGUGCGUGUGCUACUCAUGAACGAUGUGCUGGUUUUUCUUCAGGACAAAGACCAAAAGUUCACCUUCGCAUCUCUCGAUAAAUCCCCCGUGGUUUCUCUCACCGGACUCAUCGUUCGGGACAUAGCGAAUCAGGAGAAGGGUUUGUAUCUGAUCAGUGACUGUACGCCUCCUGAGAUGUACGAGCUCCACACCAGCUCCAAAGAAGAACGCAAGACCUGGAUCAACAAGAUCCACCAGGCUGUGCUCAGUUGUCCAUCUCGAGCUGAGUUUCCGUUGAUUGAGACCGAAGACAAGGCUCUGCAGCGGCGCCUGCGAGCGGAGAUCCAGCAGAAGGAUCGUGAGGUUCUGGAGCUGCUUCAGGAGAGACUAACGCUGUUCUCAGACCUGGUCCAGGCCACAAGUCUGGACCCAGAUCCAGAGAGACCCAAGACGGACUUCAGUCGUCGCCUUUUCCGCUCUGACUCAGGCCCCGCCCCCCAGGCCGAGCCACUGCUCCACGGCGCCAUCUGUGAAGUGGAGAAGCUCAGCGAGCUCCUGAUGGACUGUAAGAUCCAGAGGAACGCAGACGCUCAACCAAUCAACGAGUCGGCGCCAAACGGCUGUGUCCAGAUGAACGGCGGCUCCUCGAAGGACAAAAAUGGAAACCAGCUCCAAGAAUUGACCCUGACCCAGGAGGUGUGUCGGCGACUGGUGACUCUCAGUUCGCAGCUCCACGCGCUGCAGGCUGCUGUUAUUCGUCAGGAUUCACUCCUGGAGUUGUCCAUCAAGUUAGGACCCGCCCCCCUGAGCGGGGGAGCGGGGCAGGACGGGGAGGCGGGACUUCUGCGCCGCCAGGUGACUCUUCUACAACAGGAAGUGACACGGCUGCACGCUCUCGUCCCAUUGGCAGAGCUGAGGCGCCAUGCUCGCGCUCCAUUGGCCGAUCAGGAAGAGGAUGCUGUGGACGGGGCCAAUGAGAAUGCAUCUCAGCGAUCAGACAGCCCCCGAGAUCUGCAGGACAUUCCAGAGGAGAGCGAGACCUGACACACCUGAGGUCACAUGACCACACCUCAGGUCACAUGAAAAGACCUGAGGUCACAUGCCUCUUUUCUUCUUUUUCACUGGUGACUUUUAAGAUGAAGCUGCUGUGGAGCACCUCUGGAAGUUCUGAUGAACAUUGAGAAACCAAAACUGGACCUGGUCUCAACCUUGACCUGGUCUCAACCUGGACUUAAGAAAACCUGAGGACUCUGGCGGGACCGAAGGGUGGGGGGAGGGGCAUGGUUUUACUGAUCACAUGAGUCACAUGAUCUGAGCCCAGCGCCUCCUAACUGAAGUGACGUUCCCAAGAUGAACGCAGCAAAAAUAUAAACAUGGGUUUUAAUGUUUGUAUGUUUUGGAUUGUUUAAAUUAAAUGUUUAAAUGCAAAUAUUGAAAUUAAUUGUAAAUUUAACACCAGGAUGAAGGUGGUUCAUCAGAGCUGGUGUAACCAUGGCAACUGAAACAAUGAAGGACCAGACCGCAGGCCGACUGAAAACUUGAACUUGCGAAUUAAACAUUUAGUUUAGUUUAGUACUUCCAGUGGAAAUGUUCCGUUUGUGCUGUAAAAGCUUUGGGGUAGGGUUAGCAAAAGCUUUUAUAUUUAAAACACUUCUAUGUACAGUAUGUGUGUAUUUAAAGGGUUCUUUACAUUUCUGAGCUGUAGCAGAGACUAAACCAACAUUUCAUUUAUGAAUCUGGUGAUUCCUUUGGGACUGAGCUGGAGAUGACCUGGACCUAAUUGUAACCCUGAAGAUGAGUCUGACCCUGCAGAUGCUGGAGCUUAAGCUUUUUGUUAAAGUGAAACACGAAGAACAUUUCAGAAAAAAUUGAAGGCUGUUUAUCUUUAAACUCUGCUGUAAAACUGAAAGCUGCGCACGAGAGAACAGUGCACGUGAGGACAGUGCAUGUGACAGCCGUGCACGUGGAAAGACUCUUGCAUGUGCUUUUGUUUAGUGCUUUCAUUUAUGGUGCUGUUUUAGAGUAGAACUGAUCAUGUGACAUAUUUUAUAAAGUUAUUCAAAUUAAAAUGUUUUUAUACAAAAAUUAAA